Sclerotinia trifoliorum is the source of this 2447-nucleotide messenger RNA. Lineage: Eukaryota; Fungi; Ascomycota; Leotiomycetes; Helotiales; Sclerotiniaceae. The record is from the annotation of a GenBank genome assembly.
ACCUUCACCACUCCAUCUCACAGACCAUUUUAUUAUCCGCACAUCAUUUACUUGAUCCUGGACUUGACAUUUUCCAUGCUCAUCAUUCAUUGGUUCAAUGUCUCUAGGAUAUGAUUUUCAUCAAGUCAAUCUUUUUUUAUCUUCCCCGGAGAACUAGGUUACCUCGUAGGCUAGUUAGUACCUAUUCCCACUCAACUCUGAUUCAGAUUAACCUUUAUUUUGAUUUUCAGGUCUCCUUGACUCGGGAACAGACACCCAAUCCCCAUAUUCAGAUUCAUAUUCAGGUCAAAACGGAUCAGCUCCGACCACAUCAGGAUACGAUAACUUCAAUAACUACCUAGCUUCAUUCAUUUACUAGGAACCGAACUCGCCUUGCACAACAGGAAGAGUGCCCGUGUACCCGUGUACCCGUCUGUUUUAAUUAUAUCAUAGCCGUAUGGAGAUGGCGUGAGUUCAUGAGUUGGCUCAACAUAUCGCACAACAGAACAAAACCGGUCUUGGCUAUCUGCUUUGGUCGAGGAGGGGUUGGCUGUAAGAUUACGGACCUGGGGAUUGUUGAGUUGUGCCACCCUUUUUGACCUUCGCUCCCUAGGUACGAUCUUACGUAUAGGUCCUCGUCAUUUACAGAUGGAUCGACGACGUUGUUUAUUGUGAGAAGAGGAGGAAUACAUAUCCGAAUUCGAAUCACAGACACAGGCGAUGCCCAUAAAGGAAACACUCACAAACAUCCCACGAGAUAAACGAUAGAAUUGGAGUCGCAAAAUACGCAGGAUCUAUUGUAUUAUAUUUAUUAAUAUAUUACCGUCUGUGCGGGAUUUCUUCUUUCGACCGGAGGAUAAAUUGGCUUCUCGGAAGUUAUUUUAGAGAAAGGUUACACCAAUUUGGUGUCAAUUGUUUUGAAUCAAUUGGCUUGAGCCUUUUGCGCAAGUGAGAAAAAGGAAAGAGAGGAGGAGAGAUAGUGAGAAUCUUGAGUGAAUGUGGAAAAAAGGCAGGAGGGUUGGACGGAUAUACACACAGACAAACGGAAGAACGAGCGGGUGGACAUUGAACAUUGAACGAAUAGCAGAUCCAUCUCUUUGCGACAAUCGAUUUUGCUUUCGAGCGCAAGUUUCAAUUUCACUUAUACCAUACCUCAAACACAAUCUCAAACAACUCAAUUCGCCCUUCAAAAACCCGUCAACUUCCCAUCCUUCUAAUCUCCAACCAGAUCCCUCUCUCUUGUCUCUGCGAAAACAAUACUGCAUCAUCCAAAAUGUCAUCGAAUUCAUACGACUCCAAUCGCAUAACCAUAACUAUCCUUGGUGAUGGUGGCGUCGGUAAAUCCGCCCUAACACUACGUCUAGUAAAGUCUCAAUGGACAUCCGAUUACGACCCUACAAUCGAAGAUUCCUAUACUCUUACUCGACGCAUCGAUGGUCAAACGUAUCAUCUCUCGAUAACAGAUACCGCCGGCCAAGAAGAAUAUCGUGGGAUGUGGCAGAGUGCCAAUGGAAGUAUGAGAAGUGAUGCUUUCUUGUUGGUAUAUGAUAUUACACGAAGAGAAAGUUUGGAUGCGCUGGAGUGGUUUGAUGAAUUAAUUAGCAUGGAAGGGGAAGUUAGGGGAGAGGAAUGGAGAAGAGCGCAGGUUGAAUCAUCACACUCAAGGUCUCGUUCGAAAUCGAAAAAGUUUCAGAAUUCCAACGUAAAUCCAAUGUCGGGAUAUGGAUAUGGAUAUAUACCUCCGAUAAAAAUCGUGGCGGGAAAUAAAUGUGAUUUACAACAAUCGCGAGAAGUGACGGCAUCACAAGGUUUAGAAUGGGCUAGGGCGAGAAAUUGUGGGUUUAUGGAGACGAGUGCUAGGAGUAUUGUUAACAUUGAAGAGACUUUCGCAUUGAUUGUUAGACGGGUUGUGGAAGGGAGGAGAAGAGCUGAAAUGGAUAGAGAGUUUAUGGAUAGGAGGGAGUUUGGGGAUGAUACAACAUAUGGGAUUAGUGUGGAUGGGGAAGAAGGGGAUGAAUUGGAUAGACAGAGGAAGGAGUUGGGAACGAGGAGAGCGAUGACAAAACCAUUAACACCAUUGCCACCGGGGAGUCUUGAUGGGGAGAAUGAAAAGAGGAGGGAUAAAAAAUGGAGAUUUAUGAAGAAGGGGAAAUGGGGGGCUAUUGGACGGAGGUUAUCUUGUUGGAAAUAACUUGAUGUAGUACUCAUUGGAAUGGAUGAGUGGGAGAUGAGAUUGCAUAAGAGGGGAUUGUACAAGAGCGGAUUGCAUAAAAGGGGAUUGCAUAAGAUGAGAUUGCAUAAGAGGAGGGUGGUCAAAAAAGAAGGAAUGAGAUGAGACGACGGAAGAUGAGAACUUACGACAUAUUUUUAAUGACUUUCAUAACCUAAGGGUAGUGAUUUUUGCUUGCUUGCUUUUUUGCUUGCUCGCUUGCUUGCUUGCGUACUGGAUAUCCAUUUGUAUUUAUAUU